Messenger RNA from Cetraspora pellucida, 408 nucleotides. Lineage: Eukaryota; Fungi; Glomeromycota; Glomeromycetes; Diversisporales; Gigasporaceae. The record is from the annotation of a GenBank genome assembly.
AUGCCUCUAUCAAAGCAUAAAGCACAAUUAAAACAUGCACUUGAAUCACUCGCCAAAAAAGGUAAGAUAGAUCUGCACGAAAAACUUAUUAAUGAAAUAAUAAAACACUUAAACAAAAUUACUAUUUACGCACUUAAAAUCAUACAUGAUCAAAUUUUUAAUAAUUCGAAUACUAAUAAUCCUAUAUAUAAUACAAUAAUCCAUACUCUUAACAUUAUGCCUGAAAUGGACCUUAAAUCAACAUCCCAUCUUUUGCGUACUAUGAAAUAUUCACAUGAGAAGAAUAAAGACCAAAUUUUUUCUCCUUAUAUUCAAAAAAAGGCAUCCAAUUAUAUAUCUGACUCUCUUUAUAAGCCUGGAAAAUCGAUACAUGCAUUAAACCAUAAUAACAAACAGCUCAAACAAAAA